Molecule: messenger RNA, 1679 nt
Organism: Chlamydomonas reinhardtii
Lineage: Eukaryota; Viridiplantae; Chlorophyta; Chlorophyceae; Chlamydomonadales; Chlamydomonadaceae
Exons: 6
Coding region: 57-1268 (403 amino acids)
Biological process (GO): L-tyrosine biosynthetic process
Molecular function (GO): arogenate dehydrogenase (NADP+) activity; prephenate dehydrogenase (NAD+) activity; prephenate dehydrogenase (NADP+) activity
Source: RefSeq, a predicted model, not a curated record
GCAAACUUGUACCUAAAAAGAAACACUAUAAAGGUAGCGGUUAAGCACGACGGAGAAUGUUGCGGGCAAGGCCGCUGGCGCCGAGCGUGCCAACAUGCACAUCUUCAUCCUGUUCUACAUCAGGCGCCUCACUAGUGCCAAUCCUGGCAGCAGCGGAGUGCUCGACGCGGACCAUCGCGGGCGCGGCGCGUUCAGUGCCUUGUCGCCGUGUGCUUGGGAGGCGUGCACGAGGCGUCCGGGUGCUGGCCAUUGACGCUGCACAGCCCUUUGAUUUUGAGCACCGGAUGAAGCAACGAAUCAGCGACAAGGAGAAGCUCAAAGUCGGCAUUGUCGGUUUUGGAACGUUCGGGCAGUUCCUCGCAAAGCGUCUUGUUGCGAGAGGCCACCAGGUCAUUGCCACAUCCCGCUCGCCGUACGAGGACAUUGCCAAGAAGAUUGGCGUGGAGUACUACCAGGACCUGGAUGACUUCUGCGAGGAGCACCCAGAGGUUGUGCUGCUGGCCAGCUCCAUUCUGUCCACGGAAAAGGUGUUGCGCAGCGUGCCGGUGCAGCGGCUGAAGCGCAACACGCUCUUUGUGGAUGUGCUGUCAGUCAAGGUGUUCCCUAAGCAGCUGCUGCUGCGGGAGCUGCCCUCGGAGGUGGACAUCCUGUGCACACACCCCAUGUUCGGGCCAGACAGCGGCAAAGGCAGCUGGGCGGGGCUCAACUUUAUGUAUGAGAAGGUCCGCAUUGGGGCAGACCCCAAGCGGGAGCGCCGCGUGGAAACUUUCCUCAAGUUCUUCCGCGACGAGGGCUGCAACAUGGUGGAGAUGACGUGCGAGGAGCACGACCGCCAGGCCGCCUCCACUCAGUUCAUCACGCACACCGUGGGCCGCGUGCUGGGGACCAUGCAGCUGCGCUCCACGGAGAUCAACACCAAGGGCUUUGAGGCGCUGCUGAACCUGGUGAACAACACCAACAACGACUCCUUUGAGCUGUACUACGGAUUGUUUUUGUACAACCAGAACGCCACCGAUGAGCUGGAGCGGCUAGAGCAGGCCUUCGACACCGUGAAGAAGCAGCUGUUCGGGCGCCUUCACGACAUCGCACGCCAGCAGCUCUUCCCCACUGUGGACAGCCAAGGGAAUGGCAACGGGGCGGCUGCGCCGCCGCCGCAGGCGCUGCCGCCGCCACGGGAGCCGCUGGCGCUGCCGUCACGGAGCCGGGACGAGGUGAUGGCACAGGCGCCGUCGGACGCAUACAGCGCAAGCAAGACCAUUGACGUAUGAUGCGGGUUGCUUGGGGGGCCGCAGUGUGUGGAUGUGAGCGUGCGAGUGGGGCUAUUAACAGGCAGGAGUGUUUAAGAACAGUAUGAAAGUAGUGGGCACAUGGCGCAUGACAUUGCUACAUGGGAUACCAGGCAGCGGUUGAGGGGUAUACUGGGUAGCGGGCAAAGGCAAAGCGUGGAAAGCGACUUGGUUUGUUUCUGCACGACCGCCAUAAUCUGAUAAGAGUGUCCCGCCGCUGCAAGAGACACGGCUGGCCGAAUGCGGAGUAAGGCAUGCGGUAGAAUUGAACGUUGGGCUGAAAUUGAUGCAGACACAUGAAUCGACCCCUGGAGUCGACGAUGCUGUGAAAGCCGCAUGUCUGGUGCUCUCGCCUGGCCGGGCGCCCGGCGCGUGAGGAAUGCGCAUCAAUAA